AUACACACAUACAGAGGCACGUUUGUAUGGGAGUGCAUCUCCAUUAUUAUCCAUAGAAAAUGGGUGGGAUUGGAAGCCAUGUCAAUGCCGUCCUCCUCUUUGCUCUUGCUGCACUGCUGAUCUUCCAAGUUCAUGCAGAUUACAUGAUGUACUUGACGAACAACCUCGGACCGGGAAAGGAUCUGACCGCCCAUUGCCGAAAUGAUAACAUACGCGCCGGCAUAAGGGAUCUGGGCACUCAUGUGCUAAAGUUCUCCCAAAACUUCACCUGGGUGUCGCCGCUCGAUCCAUGGCAAAACACGACAUACUGGUGUGAUAUGACGAAACCGAAUAGCGCCCGGGCCACCUUCAAUAUAUACAACGAGACGAGGGAUUUUGUACUGUGCACAGGUGCGGAAUGCUACUGGAGGGUCGAUGAAGAUGCAAUCUACAUCCACGACAACCUGCAUAAACACUGGGUGCUCCAAUAUCAUUGGCCGCAGUAAUUUGUGUUGCGGGAAAUUGACAUGAUGCAUCUGCUGCUCCAAUGUCGUAAGCGAUGUGGAUUUCUAGCCAGAAAACGCAACCAAGGACGAUGAUGUCCAGUUAGGAAGUACAAGAAUAAUAGUGUUCCAUGCGCCGUACAUCAUAUGUGAUCAUUUCUUAAAAGUAAAUUAUUCACAUUUUGUGAGUUGA
This is a messenger RNA of Punica granatum (pomegranate), 675 nucleotides long. Lineage: Eukaryota; Viridiplantae; Streptophyta; Magnoliopsida; Myrtales; Lythraceae. The record is from RefSeq and is a predicted model, not a curated record.